UUUCUUCAACAUAGGGUAACAUUUCUAACUUGUAUCCUCAUCCUGAAAGAAAAACCCUAAUAUCAACAUUCAUUUAUCCAUCCAUACUCCUCAAAUCAAAAUGUCAGAAAAUAUACCUAUAGAAAUUCAAGCAGAAAUCCUGAAUAGACUUCCUGUAAAGCCACUAAUCCAAUUCAGAUCUGGAUCCAAAUCAUACAAAAGUUUGAUCGACAGCCCCGAUUUUAUAGUUUCUUACGCUGUUCGUCGCCCUCAGCCCGAUGAUCGUUUCAUUUCAAGGUGCCUUAAGGUUUAUCAUCGCAAAAACUCGUGUUUUGAAUUCGGUAAGAAUAGAGACGCUCCUUCUUUGGAAUCCUAUAAUAAGGAAAUCUUAUCUUGUUCGGAAAAUGAAAAGCGUCAAGUUUUUACGUUGAGCACUGGGUCUUGGAGUGUUCUGUCUACCAAUUUUCCCCGCGAAUCAAUUAGACAUCAAGGGUAUCAGGUUGUUAUUGAUAUUUUGAUCAUGUCGUUUGAUUUGACUGCUAAAGAAUUUGAAGAGAUAAAGCUCCCUAAUAGUUUAACAAACCAGUUUUGUAUGUCUAUAUCUAAGCUACGGGAGUCUCUUGUUUUGCUUGCACACCAUGGAAAGUUUGAGGAAGAUGUAUCAGGUUGUCGUUUUUGUCUUUGGAUGAUGAAGGAGCUAGGUGUUAGUAGAUCGUUUACAAAGCUAUACACCAUUAACUAGCUACCAGAUGCCUCAAUAAUCCAAAUACUAGGAUUUACAAAGACUGGUGAAGUAAUAAUGGAAAUGCGACAAAAUUUGAAAUGUAAUACCGAAGUCUCAAUUUACAAUCCCAACUCAGAAGCCAUUGAUAAUCUUGGGAUUGAUGGAGUAGAAUAUGACUUUUUUGUGUGUUCAUAUUUGGAAACACUGCGUUUACUUGAUCAUUGAUCAGUAACUAGUAACAAAAAUAUGGCUGCUUGUUAUUA
Molecule: messenger RNA, 966 nt
Organism: Erigeron canadensis
Lineage: Eukaryota; Viridiplantae; Streptophyta; Magnoliopsida; Asterales; Asteraceae
Molecular function (GO): protein binding
Source: RefSeq, a predicted model, not a curated record